Magallana angulata is the source of this 9196-nucleotide messenger RNA. RefSeq names its product serine-rich adhesin for platelets-like. The transcript has 5 exons. The record is from RefSeq and is a predicted model, not a curated record. The coding region runs from base 101 to 8227 and encodes 2708 amino acids. NCBI's taxonomy places the organism in Eukaryota, Metazoa, Mollusca, Bivalvia, Ostreida, Ostreidae.
GGACGGAGUGUUAGAGAUUCCGUGAAAAGACUUCUUGGUUUGGAAGUCCGCCAAACUCACUUGUCCUCCCUUAUAGGGAGUGUGUAUAGCGUACAGGACCAUGAUUCGAUUUAAGUCCAAAAGUAUAGUACUCGCCAUUGCAGUAGCUUCAUAUCUAGCGACAGUUACCGACGCUAGAGGUCGUCUCUUAGAGCCAACUCAGAGGUCAUCACUUUGGCGACGGGGUUUCAAAAGUCCAAUCAACCGUGACGAUGAUGGUUUAAACUGUGGAGGCUAUUGGCAUCAAUGGCAGAUGAAUUCAGGCAAAUGUGGGGUGUGUGGUGACCCGUAUGACGUUUCACCUCGCCAUAACGAGGUUGGCGGGAAAUUUGCCAACGGAAUUGUUUCCCGUUAUUAUAGUACAAACGACACUUUUAUAAACGUUAUAGUGGAAGUUAAAAAGAACAUGAGGGGAUACUUUGAAUUCCGUUUGUGUCCCGAAGUGUCAGAAUCAGUUCCGGUGACGCAUGCGUGUUUGGAUAAGUACCAUUUAGAGAUUGAGGGCCAUGGCAAACAAUUUGAGGCGGUUCAUCGUGGGAUGAAUCACCUCCAGAUCCGACUUCCGGUGGGCGUCGCUUGUGAGCGCUGUGUUCUACAGUGGAAAUGGCACACAGCGCUGAACUGGGGUAAAUGUGAAGACGGCUCGAGCCGUACAGGAUGUGGGCCACAGGAGGAAUAUUAUAACUGCGCUGACAUCGCUAUUCUUCCCCCAGAAACGAUUCUGAAGAAAAAUUUGAACUCUGCCACCCAAGGAAAGCAAACAUCAGGCACAGCAUUUCGGUAUUUGAAAACAGACCCAUCGCUGGAGCCCAUUGUUCCAAUUUUUGAUUUUAACGAGAGAAAUGCCCGGACGUCCAACAAAGUAGCCAACGAAGAAGUGCAGAUCAGGAAAGAUGUGGAACCCGCUUUUCCAAGCGUAUCAAUAGGAAAGGUUCCAAAACCAAAAGGCAUCAUGUUGCCCUAUCUUGGAGAGGGUGCGAAGACAGCUGACCAGAACAUCGCUGAGAGUGCCAGCAAGAUGACGGAUACAAAGGAAAAGAUCAACCCAACAGAUCUGUUAAAUCGGUUUCAGUCCUCAUCUGAAUUCACUGAUAAGAUUUUAUCUCGCACGAAGCGGACUACCCCGGUAACACCGAAUCCCGUUACACGAGCACACAACAGUUUCUCUCUCAAGAAAAGCACAGUGAGCUUCUCGGGUUCUAAUGCCAACUCAAACGUGGGUCGUCUUGGAUCCAUGAAGGGUCAAACUGGCCUCAUUUCACCACCACUUUCCGCAAACGUAGAAACUGAGUCCCAGCCAGUCGUUGGACAAUCCUCUUUCUCAUCAUCGUCAUCUUUAUCAUCGUCGUCUUCCUCAUCAUCAUCUUCAUCUUCUUUCUCAUCUUCUGGAAUGUCACACAGCUCUCCUCUUACGUCGGUUAAAUGGUCAGCUUCGUCUGGAAUCACUGGUUCCGAGUCUUCACUGUCGGGGAUCGAUAGCUCAGUACCCAUCACUAGUGGACUGGCAUCACAAGUUCAACCGUCUGUCAAAGAUGGUAAAACAGUCCAUUCUGUGUCUUUUGUCGUCAAUAACACCCAUAGUGGAAUAGACAAGAAACCCCACUCUGCUGUUUCCCUGGCGUUACAGAAACUGAAGAAGUUGGUAACCUAUGUAAAAGAGGGUGGCAACGCGGAAACCAUUCAGACCGUCCAAGUUACAAAUACACCCAGCGGUGGAAUUAAAAAGGUUAUACGGACUGAGAUUAGAAAGAAAAACCAAGGUGUUACUCCGCCAGGCUUUCUGAGUGGAAAUCAGGGAGGCCUUCAAAUUUCAGCAAGGGACCUCUUGAAUGGAAGAACAUCAUCAAGUAAAAUGUCUUCUUUUAGCGGUUCUGUAGGGGUACCAGUAAAAAAAAUAGUGGAGUCAACCAAGGUCAACGUUAACCAGCAAGUUAACCAACAAGUCCACUCAAACAGCAUGCCGCCAUCUAUAAUGGAGUCAUCCAAUAUCGAUGUUGCCCAGCAAGUCAAGCAACAAGUCCACUCAAACAGCAUGCCGCCAUCAAUUUCCAUUGAGAUCACAAAUACUUCUGUUUCCAAACGAGUAUCUUCAAACGGACAUCAGAAAGCUGAUAUUGAGAUGAAAACUGAGAAACAAACAAAUGCAGCAGAUGUCUUAAUAACGUCACAAUCUGAAACUAAGACUGUUGAACACAUCCGGACAGAAAACCAAAAUCAGAGACCAGUCGAGCCUACACAAGAAGUAGUUCCUUCAUCUGAGAGGAAAACACAAUCCUUUGAAAACGAAAUGGUUAUAUCAAAUCCAGAGACUAUCUCUUCUUCAAAAACCCAAUCGACUGUUAUAUCUAAUGUACAAGCAAUUAUGUCUAACAACCCAAAGUCAUCGAGCGAUUCAGGAAUAUUUGUAGUGAAACAGAUUUCAAAACCGAACCCUCGACCAUCCUUCCGCCAAACUGUUGUUAUUCCAAGCAGCAAUAAUGACAAUUAUGCUGUUCCUUCCUCUAUGUCUGGGCCUUCUCUCACGAUCGCCGGCGGGUCCCUCUCUAGUCGUCCAGCUGACCUGGGGUAUAACAAAAUGUCACAGGUGUCAGAGUCUGAGGCUAGAGAGUCAUUCUUAAGGACACAGAAGAUUUCAUCAGGACAAAACAACAAAGCGGCUGUAUCAAUCACAGCAGAAACUAAGAUAAAGGAACCUACACCAGUUUCAGUUGUCAAAUCUGAAGUAGUUUCCAUGACCAAAAAGCAAGAAAUAACCCAAAAUGGAAAAGAUGUCUUAGAAGCAAGAAAUAUUGAAAUUGCUAACGAGGAUAUGAACAGGAAAAAUUUAGCUGACAGACAACAAGGAAGAGUAGAAAUCAGAACCAGUAAUAGCUUUUCACCAAAUAAGGAAUCAAAAAAUUCAUUUUCAGUCAGACAUGAUGUAUCUAACAUAAAUCGUGAUUUUCAACAAAGAAAAGAACGACUGAAUACAGAAAAAGUCUUCCAAAAUGUCAAAUCCGAAGCUAUUGAAAAGAUUCUUCGUGAGAAACAAGAGAAAACCCCUUCCAGAAAAAUUGCUCACAAACUGGCAUCUGAUUCACAACAAGUACGGCCUGAUACACGAAGAACAGAGUCCGUUGUAGUGAAUACAACAAAUAUCAACGAAAUGAAUGUAGAACCAACCUCAUCAUCUGUAUCUUCAUUUUCUUCGUCCUCAUCUUCGUCUUCAUCUUCGUCUUUUUCAGUUUCGAAUAAUUCUCAGACUGAUUUGAAAACAGAUUCUACCAUGGGAAUAGAAACAGGGAAUUGGCAAGCAAUGCCGAAUCAAAACAGUCUUAAAAUUGAAACCACAAAUACGUUGAUAGAAAACACAAAUGUUCAGAGAGAAAAUACAAACCCAGAACCACAACCACCAGUACCAACAAAGAAGUUGGAAGUCAUAACAAUUAUGCCAGAUGAGAUUUCGACUCCUUCUACUGUUUUGGAGAUCAAAUCAUCGAACAACAUUGUACAAGAAACAUCAUCGCCAACUCCAGAACGACCGGUUGGGAUUUUCAGCACAACUCUUCCACCACAAAUUCCUCCUAGCACUCUUCCACCCGAAGGAGGAUCACACAACAAGGAUCAGCUUAUAUCAAGCCCAAUCCUUAUUAAAGGAAGCAUCAAUAUCGGCGGGGCAGGAGGAACUCAAUGGGGGAUCUCCAAUGGCCUUGACACUGCUCCACAAGGUCAGAACUUAAUCGUUGACGGUCUAAAUCAGGGACUUGGACUUCAGUAUGGAAUGAAUGAUCCAUCGUAUCAGAUUAAUUUCAACUUACCAACUGACGUUCAGCAAAACAUGGCGUCCACUAGCUGGAUGGACUCUUCUGUUUCCAAUACCAAUCUAGAUUCGUUAUUUAUUGAUCAGCCUACUUCAAUGAAUUCUCAGUCUUCUUUCGUUGACAUGUCAAAUAAUGCAGGUGAACAGUUUUUGGCGGCUGGACCAGUCGAAUCUAUACCUUUACCUCCCGGAGAAACCGUAAAUGCCGAUUUUCAAAAUUCUGCAUCUUUCGUACCUUACGACGGUAAUAUGAUGACUGGGGGAUUUGAUCAAUUUAGCACAGGAUCUGCCGCAGUUGACGCCAGCUUUGUACAUGAAUCCAACUUUGCUAAUGUUGGGCAAGGAUCUGUUUUGUCGUCUAACUUUGCUGGGCAGGGACUAUCAUCUGGAUUUGACACCGGAAUUAUUCCUAGUGGAAUGGAUCAUACACUUUUGCGAAUGUCCGAUACUACUGCUUUUGAAGUUGGCCCGGUUCUUUCGGCAGGCGGACAGGUGGCACAUGACAGUGCAUUUGGACUUGGUUUUGUAACAUCAUUACCGGAAACAUCUCCACCACCUACUACGACGACGACGACGACAACAACAACAACAGAACAACCAACAACAACAACACCAACUACUACUACUACUACUACUACUACUACUACCACAGAACCAACAACCACGACGAAAGCAACAACCACAACAACUGAAGCAACAACCACAACAACGGAACCAGCUACAACACAAGCACCAACUACUACAACCUCAACACUACGACCUACAACUAGUACUAGUACAACCCAGAGACCAACUACAACAACAACUAGGGUGACUACAACAACGACAACACAGGCGCCAACUACUACGACUAGAACUACAACGACUGCAGCCCCAACUACACAAAAGACAACAACAGAAGUUGUAACAACACCAGUGCCAACAGCAGUUGAUUAUGGUCUUGAUCUAUCAGUAUCGCAGACAUCAUCGUUGUCCUCGUCAGUGCAUUCCAAAUCACAAGUGGAGACUGUCAAUACACAAAAAUCAGACUCGUAUACUGUAAUAUCAGGUGAUAGAGCUCCACUGAGUUUAACUCCGCCUCCUGAUCCUGUUAUAAAACAAGUGGUGGUAACAAAUACUGAGAACGUUGAAAUGGGUGAACAACCAAUCCCACAAUUGAAAGCGGCCUCAGCCCAGUCCCAAUCUUUGAAUCAAAAUAGCAUUGAUGGAAAAUCAUCAAAGAUUACCUCGAUUGAAAGCACAAAAUCAGAAAUCUCGGUGAACGCACAACAAACCGGCAGCGACGUUGCUAUGGACACCGCCGAAAAGAGCACUGUAGAUACCCAGGUUUCAGGAACCAGUGAAACAAUGGCGUCUUUGAAAACCAGUGGGACAAGUGGACAAACAAACACAAUGAAAGAGGCGUCAAAGUCCGUGGCAAUCGAUGCAACAGUUCCAGGCAGAGGGGACAUUAGUUCAAAUUCAGACCUCACGGCCCAAACUUCUUCCACUAAUACAGAAACUAAAGUAGACACACAGACUGAAAAAACACAGGGUAGACAAGAUCCAAAUGCUAUUUUAGCUAAUAUGUUCAAGGCACUUACCGAUAUAAUGCUUAAAGUUCAAAUGGGUGGCGCCCAAACAUUCCCAUAUUCAACAGAUCAAAGCAAGAAAAUCGACAUGACAAGCUCAAUGGAUGGGGCUCCUUCCGCUACCACAUUAGAAAAAGCAAACCAAGUGGAUUCAGUUAGUUCCUCUUCAAGUUCCUCAACAAGCUCGAUGAAUAUGGAAUCUAAAUCCGUAUCAGCAAGUGAAGUUGUGCAGAGUGAUGUAAAGAAGGAUAAAAUUGUUAACACCAAAACAAAAACUGCGAGCAAGAAUACAAUGUCUGAACAGUCUGCAGGAGUGCCAAACAUUAUAACAACUGAUGCGCCCUUGGCUACCCAGCAACCCCCACAAACAGAGGCGCCAGUGGUGGAGAAUGCCUAUGUUGAUACUGGUGUCCAGUCUUCUUCUGGUGACACGUCAUCAUUUGCCAUUUCAGGUGGCUCUGUAAUGGACAUGGGAAACAUGGCAAUAGAUGGACAAAUGGUAGACCCAGGCAUGAUUGAUGCAACAGGUCUUGGAAACACAGCGCCAGAAUGGGGAACCGGUGGGAUGACAGGCAAUGUUGAUUUAAUGAUGGACACUUCUAACCUAGCUACUGGAGCCAACAACGCGUGGGAUACCACAUACAUGUUUGAUAAUACUGCCACUGGUGGACUUGACAUGGGAGUUGGGGCGUCUGGCUCUAACUGGGAUGCAGCAUUCGUAGACUCAACACAACCAAUAGUUGAUCCAGCAGUUACUGCAAAUGCAGGUGCAUCUUGGGACGCUGCCUACAACAUAGACAAUACAGGAUUGUCAUCGGCAUCCUCCAGCUCUUCAUCAUCUGUCUCUGCUUCAUCUUCAUCAUCUAUGUCGUCAUCCAGUAUCGGGCAAUCAACAUCCACAAAGCAAGUUCAAAUGACCAGUUCUUCGGGAAAAGAAGUUCGAGUUGAGCAACCUUCAAGGCCAGUUAUUCAGCCUCUGACACCUCGUCCUACCCUCCCUCCUACAACAAGAGCUCCAUUGCCACCAACCACGCAAGCACCACCGCCAACCACACGGCGACCUACCACUACCACACAAGCUACCACACCGUGGGACGCCUCUUUCGUUAACCUUCAGUCAUUAUCGGGCUUCCAGGUUUCUGGUGGCGGAUCUAAUCAGAAUAUGGCUGGUGGAAGUGUUUCCUCUGGAGGUCAGAACUCAUUCAACAGGUUUGAUCAAUUGAAUACAAUGAGUGUUUCUAAUAAUUUCAACAACAAUGUUGAUAUUUCAAAGACAAUGAAGACAGAUACUUCCAACACAUUUAACACUUUCGGAUCCACGAAUUCCCUUCAAUCUGGCGAUUUAGGGUCUUUAACAAUUGGCCAAUCGAAUAUGAAUAUGCAAUCAGGCUCUUCAUCAAACUUUGCUUCCAUCAUACCUACCGAAUCUAGCCAAGCUGCCUGGGGUUUGGGUGUAGACGCCUCAGCAAACAGGGGUACCUUUCAGAACACACAGACCAACUUUAAUACCCAGACAAUGAACAAUAACAUGAUGAACAACAUCAACAUGAUGAACAACAACAACAUUAUGAACAACAACAACAAAUGGAACAGCUUCUUAGAGGUCGGGACGUCUAGGUUCGAUAUUCCAGUUAAUGUGCCGCCUCCCACCACAACAACAAUGGCGCCGACGACGACCACGCCCAUCCCGACAGAGCCGCCCGUCAUUAUUGACGUCAACGACCUGACGCCGGAAUCCGUCGAUCCUAUAUCAAGAAACGUGAUGCUGAGCAUGAUCAAAUCAAUGGGCCAAAAUCAACAGACAAUCAUGACCCUCCUGUACGCCACAGGCGCCGAUUUCCUGCGAUCCAUGAAUAUUAACCCCGCCCAUCUCAAGGGCUCCGUCAGUACAGCUGUACUUAACAUAUUACCUGAGCUGAGAAGGUUCCUUCGACUCCCAAGGAGACGUAGCUUCCCUCGAGAUCCAUACAUAGUCGGCAAAGGUUACCGCAGCGAGAUCCAAAGGCGACAGGAGCAACAAAGACAGCAACAGUAUUCGCAUUACGAUACAAACCACACAAAUAGCGCCACCAAUCAACACUAUCAACCACCGCCACCACCAACUACUCCUGAUCCCGUCCAACGAGCGGUGGAGUCCGCCAUGAGCAAGCAGCUGAUCACCAUGCUAGGUUUGGCACCAGAGCCCCCAGAUCCGCCAGCAGGUGGAAGACGAGGCAGAGGUCAACGUGGCGGCGGUGGUGGAUGGGGCGGUGGAGGAGGAGGAGGCGGCGGCGGCGGAUGGGGUGCCACUGCAGAUCCUUGGAAUGUAGCAGGUGGUGGUGCAGAUCCUUGGGCGACUGGUGGAGGAGCGGGCGGUGGUGGAGCAGCAGCAGAUCCAUGGGCACAGCCUGGACCUGAUCCAUGGGGAGCACCGGGCGGUGGUGGCGGCGGCGGCGGCGGCGGUGGGGGAAGAAGAAUGUCUCGACAAUGGCAAGAGGUGCUAGGUCUGAUCCCUGAGCCCGGUGAUGUUCCUCCCGGACAGCGAGGUGGAGCCGGCGGCGGCGGCGGCGGAGGCGGUUGGGGUGGAGGCGGCGGAGGCUGGGGAGGCGGUGGCGGUGGAUGGGGAGGCGGUGGUGGUAGAAGAGGCGGCGGUGGUUUUGGAGAGCUAGGCAGACUGGCAGGAAUGAUGAUGGAUCCUGCCGAAGCAGCUGAGCUUGGUCUUGGUCCUGGUGGACCCCGAGGCGGCGGCGGCGGCGGAGGAGGAGGAGGAGGAAGAAGGCGUGGUCCUGCCAGUAGAGGGCGUGUCUUACAUGAAAUUGCUGAAGCCUUCGGGUUUUAAAGAAAUGAACUUUUUGUCUUAAGGAACGAUUUUCGCAAUAGUAAUUUUCGUAUUAUUCCUACACUGGUAACAAGUUAAUAUCUUACAACUUAAAGCGUUAUCAACAAUUAACAAAAAACCGUGAAAUGUUUUAUUCUGGUCUUAAUGAGAAUUUUAAUUAUUUUUUUUAUUCAUAAUAUCUAUGCCUUGCAAAGGGUAAAGGUUGUUGCAUACUAUAAGACGAAAAAGCUACACUACUUUCCCAUAAGUUGUAAUUGCAUUUUUUGAGUUAACUCUUACUACAUAUUUGUCAUAUAUUGGGAACGAAAUUCUUCUCAUUUUUUUAGGUUUAUUUUGCAAUGAUCAGAUAAUGUUAGGCACCAGAGCAUAGGCUUUUAAGUGUUUCGUGGCCAAGUGUCACGAACGAACCCUUUUACGUUGGCGUCAUAGGCUGGUGAAUGACCACAUCAUAAAAUAGAUCCAUCAAGUCGCAAAGAAUGACAUAUAAGAAUAGCUUGACGAAAGAAUCUGUCCGAUUGUACUCAAUAUUAUGGAUAUAUCUUUAUUAUUUAACCCAAAUAUACAAAUAAUAUACCUUUUUAGAUCUAGAAUUAUUCAGUUCAACCGCAUAAGAUUAAACUUCUAUGCUUGAUAUUUAUAAUGAUAAGAAAGAUUAAUGUAUUAUUUAUUCAAAGCAUAAACCUAUUGUAUAUGUAUAUUGAGUUUAUGCAUAAUUUGUAAGAAGUAUUUUACGCAAAGUACAAGGUUUAAACCGAUUAAUUUUAGUGAUAUCUUAUGCACAAUUUUCCCCCCGGAAAUAUCCGAUCUGUUGUUUUUGACAUUUUUGACCGUUUUGUUUUUGUCAAAUUUACAAUGCGAUCUUUACUUUUUCAUACAAUUGUCGUGUGAAUGUUGUUGUUUGGUAGGGCCCUAUGUGUGAAUGUGCAGUGCAUGAUUUUAUUACCAAUAAACCAUAAAAAACAAAAUAAA